ACGACAAAAAUAGAACAGGGAAGAAAAUCAUGCACCGUGCUGAGAUGUUUUCAUGAGGAAUGUUGACUCGAGUUCGAGGGAUGCUACCAAUUAAAAAGAUGAGGAACGCACUUGUGACAGUAGCUGCAGUUGCAGCAUUGAUAAUAAUUGGCUUUGGAAAGUUUUCAAGCUCCAAUGAAGUGACGAGGUCAAUUAAGGAGUUAGGGGCUGACACGUACCAGAUUAUUGAGGAGUUGAAGCAGAGAGUGGCAGCACUGGAGAAAGAAAAGAAAACAUUUCCAGAAGUUAAGUUCCUGACAUACAAAGACAGGAAAAGAAUCCUGAUAACGGGAGGAGCUGGAUUUGUUGGGUCUCACCUUGUUGACAAGUUGAUGCUGGAAGGUCACGAGGUCACUGUAGUGGACAAUUUCUUUACUGGUCGGAAACGUAACGUGGAACAUUGGAUCGGCCACGAGAACUUUGAACUCAUCAACCACGACAUUGUAAACCCACUCUUUAUAGAAGUGGAUCAGAUCUACCACCUAGCUUCCCCUGCUUCUCCACCGAACUACAUGUACAACCCAGUCAAAACCAUCAAAACCAACACCAUUGGCACCAUCCACAUGUUAGGAUUAGCCAAGCGUGUACGAGGUCGUCUGCUGCUGGCAUCUACGUCAGAGGUCUAUGGAGACCCAGAGGUUCACCCUCAGCCUGAAGAGUACUGGGGCCAUGUUAAUCCUAUAGGCCCGCGAGCUUGUUACGACGAAGGCAAGCGUGUAGCCGAGACAAUGUGUUAUGCCUAUGCCAAGCAGGACCAUGUACAAGUGCGAGUGGCAAGGAUUUUUAACACAUUUGGUCCCAGGAUGCACAUGAAUGAUGGACGCGUUGUCAGUAACUUUAUCCUGCAGGCACUGCAGGGAGAACCAAUGACAGUGUAUGGUGAUGGGAACCAGACAAGAUCGUUCCAGUAUGUGUCUGACCUAGUCAACGGUCUCGUUAAGUUGAUGAAUGCCAAUUAUUCUCUACCUGUGAACCUCGGUAACCCAGAUGAGCACACCAUCCUUGACUUCGCUAACAUUAUAAAAAAUCUUAUAGGAGGAGAAAGUAAAAUUGUACACAAGCCAAUCAUGCAAGACGAUCCAAAAAAACGCAAACCAGACAUUACGAAGGCACGAGACUACCUCAACUGGAAACCUCAGGUCCCUAUGAUGACUGGAAUUAAAAAGACAAUUGAAUACUUUAGAAAUGAGUUGCAGAGAUCACGACACAGUGAAAGAAAUUUCCAUUUCCCAACUGAAGACAAAAUAAAAGGAAGGAAGCGAGAGAUGGAUAUCAAUGAUUAGUUAUUAAGAGUGCUUAAUUAACAAUUAAUUAAUAAUCUAAGAUGAGAUGAUCUGGGUGGUGCAAGUCCUGAAGAAUUCCGUUUAAACUAUCAGAAAUUGAUCCAUUGCAGUGCCUGGAUCUCCUCCUAAAUGUCUUAAAAUAUUGAAAUAAUUUGUUAUUGUCUUUUGAUGGAAAUUUGAACGCCAUAGAUUUUCUCUGAUUAUCUUAAACAAUUAAAUAA
This is a messenger RNA of Mizuhopecten yessoensis (Yesso scallop), 1543 nucleotides long. RefSeq names its product UDP-glucuronic acid decarboxylase 1-like. Gene Ontology annotation, molecular function: UDP-glucuronate decarboxylase activity; NAD+ binding. The coding region runs from base 60 to 1322 and encodes 420 amino acids. Gene Ontology annotation, cellular component: cytoplasm. NCBI's taxonomy places the organism in Eukaryota, Metazoa, Mollusca, Bivalvia, Pectinida, Pectinidae. The transcript is spliced from 12 exons. Gene Ontology annotation, biological process: D-xylose metabolic process. The record is from RefSeq and is a predicted model, not a curated record.